Molecule: messenger RNA, 1578 nt
Organism: Cygnus atratus (black swan)
Lineage: Eukaryota; Metazoa; Chordata; Aves; Anseriformes; Anatidae
Gene: SYT9
Product: synaptotagmin 9
Exons: 7
Coding region: 1-1578 (525 amino acids)
Biological process (GO): cellular response to calcium ion; calcium-ion regulated exocytosis; regulation of dopamine secretion
Cellular component (GO): dense core granule; membrane
Molecular function (GO): phosphatidylserine binding; SNARE binding; calcium ion binding
Source: RefSeq, a predicted model, not a curated record
AUGCCCGGCGACAGGGAGGACGAGAUCUGCCAGAAAGCGCUGCAGCUGCUGGCCGAGCUGUGCUCCGUCGGGGCGGUGGAGAACGAGAACUGCCGGGAUUUCAUCUACUACCUGCGGGACAGAGCCCGGCCCCGCCUCACCGACUCAGAUAUCUCAGUAAGCUUGCUCUCCUUAGUUGUCACAGCCUGUGGUCUUGCUCUCUUUGGUGUGUCCCUGUUCGUGUCCUGGAAGCUUUGUUGGAUCCCUUGGCGAGAGCGUGGCCUGCCAUUUGGGAACAAAGACAACAAACAGGAAUCCCUGAACUACACAGAUACAGAGACCAAUGACCAUGAAUACAGUGAAGAUUUUCUGGGUCAGCCGACAACCUAUCCAGAGUCCUCCAUGAAGAUCAGCCACACCUCCCCUGAUAUUCCGUUAGAUGCUCAAACUGGAACAAAGGAGAACUGCGUACACAAUGCGCGAAUGCAUCGUCAGAUCACUGAACCAACCUCUUCUGCUCGGCAUAAUUCAAUCCGGAGACAGCUCAACCUUUCCAACCCCGACUUCAACAUCCAGCAGGUUCAGAAACAGGAGCAACUGACAGGAAUUGGCCGCAUUAAGCCAGAGCUAUAUAAACAAAGAUCAGUGGACACAGAUGAUGGCCGGAGGAGUAAUAGCAAGGCAUGUGGAAAACUGAACUUUAUUCUGAAAUAUGACUGUGAUUUAGAGCAGCUGAUAGUGAAGAUACACAAGGCCAUCAACCUGCCAGCAAAGGACUUCUCUGGAACUUCGGAUCCAUAUGUGAAGAUAUAUCUGCUUCCUGACAGGAAAACAAAACACCAGACUAAAGUGCAUAGAAAAACCCUAAAUCCAGUAUUUGAUGAAGUUUUUUUAUUUACUGUCCCAUACAAUGAUCUGAAUGCACGGAAACUCCAUUUCUCAGUGUAUGACUUUGACAGAUUCUCCAGGCAUGACUUGAUUGGCCAAGUGAUAGUGGAUAAUUUUUUAGAUUUGGCAGAUUUUCCCAGGGAAUGUAAUAUUUGGAAGGAUAUUGAAUAUGUCACCAAUGAUAACGUUGAUCUUGGUGACCUGAUGUUUUCACUCUGCUACCUUCCAACAGCUGGUAGACUAACUAUUACAAUAAUAAAGGCAAGAAAUUUAAAGGCAAUGGAUAUCACAGGAGCAUCAGAUCCCUACGUGAAGGUUUCUUUAAUGUGUGAAGGAAGGCGACUAAAGAAAAGAAAAACUUCCACCAAGAGGAAUACCCUUAAUCCCGUUUACAAUGAAGCCAUAGUCUUUGACGUCCCUCCAGAAAACAUUGACCAAAUUAACUUGUCGAUAGCUGUUAUGGAUUAUGACCGUGUAGGUCACAAUGAGGUCAUUGGAGUAUGCCAAGUAGGCAACGAUGCAGAAAGUCUAGGUCGUGACCACUGGAAUGAAAUGCUCUCAUACCCACGGAAACCCAUUGCUCACUGGCAUCCUCUCGCAGAGGGCCCUAUUCAGCAGAAAUGUUAUGCAGGUCUUCUGCGCUUGGAUGACUGCCGAAGAGGCUUCCUCACCCUUUUAACCUAUUCAGCAGAAAUUUGGCAUUCCUGUUGA